CCACUCUCGACCCUCACGCGCAACACGACACCCCCCACACGCCAUGUCAACCGAGCACCUCCUCGGCGACGUGACAAUCAUCCUCGAUGCGCUCAUAGGGGUCGACAACAGCCCGCGACAGGAGGCCGAGGCACGACUCGGGACGCUCGUGGUCACCUCGCCAGCAGAGACGCUCCUCCUCCUCGCGCAGGUCGGCGCGCUCGGCGUCGGCGGCUUCCAGCUCGACGUGGGUUACUCCUCGAUGCCUCGUGCUAACCCUCAGCAACGCCUACUGUCGCUCAUCCUCCUACGCCGCCUCUCGUUCCAAGAGCACACCGGGCUCGCACUCAACCCCGCCGACCCCCACCCGACCGCGGCGUUCGAUGUCAUCCCCGAGCAGAUAAGGUCGCGCAUCGAGCGCGUGCUCGGCGCCGGGCUGGAAGACGAGAUGGACGUACGCCUGCGCAAGGGGCUCGGCGUGUGCGUGGGCGAGUGGGUCAAGGCUAGCAACCAGCGACAGCGGCCAUUCGUGUCGCUGCCAACAGUCGUCUUGACCCUCGCUGCGUCCCCACACCCGUUCCACCGCUUCACCCCGUUUCAGCUCCUCGACUCGUUCCCUGGGCUCUUGUCCGAUGAGAGCCUCGGGGAAGACACCAUCCCGGCCGACAAGGUCGCCGAGCUCCUUCUGGGAGGUAUCAAUGACCCUAGCGUGGACGUGUGUAUCGAGGCCCUCAAGGCAACGAAAGGCGUCCUGCAGUACGGCAUGAGCGCGGAGGAGAGGUCAAAGUUCGGUCCUGCUCUGGUCGAAGCAUCCUUUGACACCAUCACGCGACUGCCCCUCAAUGUUCUGGAGCAUGCUCUCGAGCCAAUGGUCGACAUCUCGGCUUCCUACCCCGACCUCUUCGGCUCAUCCCUGUUACUAUGGAUCCCGUUCCUGCUCAUGUGCAUCUCACCUCCAGAAACUCUCAUCGACUACCACUUCUCGCGAUACCCCACAAGAGAGCUGGAAUGGGAGGAGUGGUGCCAGAUGGGCAACAUGGCAUACGAGGUGCUGCUCGCGCUCAUCAUGGCGGACCCAGGAUCAGCCGUGACGUGGGAAGAUGGCCUUCUGAUCCGCGAUAUUAUCGGAUCCCUCAUUGGCAGGCAGAUUGCCGCUUUCAAUGGCGACACGUGCGAGGAUUGGCUACAGCAGGAGGACCUCGAUGAGGAGGACGAGACAUACCCAGCAUACCCAGAGGAGAUGCUUGAGAGGCUAUCGCACAUCAUGAAGGACGAUUCAGUGGUCAAGUCGGUGGCACACCACACCGAGAAGCUCCUCAAGCGGCAAGAAUGGCAAGCGCAAUACUGCGCUUUGAUGGCCAUCGCAAGCAUCUCGGAGGGGAGCGUGGAGCUCAUGAAGUCGGAGGUGAGGAGCAUUCUAGAGCUCGUCUCCCCAACUGCAUCGGCGACCCACCCUCGUGUUCGGUACGGCUUCCUCUUCUGCAUCGGGCAACUCUGCUCCAACCUCCAAGGUCUCAUGCAGACCGAGUACACGGACGCCGUACUCGACGUCGCCCACCGGUUACUGGACGACCCAAUUCCUCGUGUUCGCGAGGCUGCUGCUGCUGCCCUUGUGCACUUCUUCGAGGCCGAAACCCUCACGACGUUUGAAAGCAAACUCGAGUCUACACUAUCUGGCUUGAUCAUGGCGCUACAGCAUGGGCCUCUGUAUGUGCAAGAGCAAGCCCUUGCUGCUAUUGCAACGGUUGCAACGCACGCUGGCAAGGCCUACCUCCCCUACUACCGCAAGACUAUGGACUUGAACCUCAAGGUUUUGGCAUCCGACCACCCCGCGUCACAUCAGCGUCUCGUUGGCCGAAGCAUGCGGUGUGCAGUGUUGAUCGGCCAGGCUAUUGGCAAGGAGCACUUCUUCAAGGACGCCAUUCCAUUGUGCCAGGCGCUGCUGAAGAUCCAAAAUCAAAUUGUUUCUCCAGACGACAAGCGGAAGGCUUACGUUUCGGAGGCCUGGAUGAUUAUCGCCGGAGUCAUCGGUACCGACUUUGCGCCAUUCCUGCAGUUCAUCCUUCCACCAGUACUCCAUGCCGCCUCAUAUGUCCCCACGAGGACGGCGAACGGCACUGGCCUACUCGACGACGAGGACGAAGACUACGACAAGUCCAACUCGGAUGAGAUGCUGGAGAAGGAGGAGGCGUUCUCCCACCUCGCCGUCUACGUCCACGAGAUGCGCGCAGCAUUCGCCCCCUGGCUGUCACAGACCAUGAACAUCACGGUCGAGGCGAUCGCCAUGAACGGUUCCGAGGGGCUGCUGGAAGCUGCGUGCUAUCUGGUCCCUGGUCUGCUUCAGGUCGCGAAAGACGCCAAGAUCUGGAUCGUCGACCCAUCCAACCUUGAGGCGCUGUUCCGUACGAUUAUCAACGCGAUUCCCCACCAAUACGACGCGUCUGGUGUUGGCCAGCUUUACCAGUCGAUCGGCGACUCGCUGCGCGUGCUCGAGCUGCCACUCCCCCCCAAAAACACUGCCCACUUGUGCCGCGCGACGCUCCAGUGGCUCGGCGGCCUGUAUGAGCGGCGUCUGGAGCGCGCCGUCGAGGCACAACAGGAGUCGGAGAGAGGCGACUACUGGCUGUGGGAGGACGCAGAGCGGUACGAAGAGAAGGCCGAAAACGAAGCCCUGGUGUGCAUGGACCAGACAUUUGGCCGUGUCGUCAAGCACGACCAGUCGGUGUUAGCGUCGUGCACCGAGGUCAUGCUCCUCACGCGGCGGGUCAAGGCCGCAGCAUACAACUGGGACGAGGCGCCCAACGCCAACGACGUGCAGUAGUAGGGGUACACUCGUGGGCAGCAGCAGCAUAGCAUGGUUCUGUAGGAUAAUAGGC
Messenger RNA from Vanrija pseudolonga, 2855 nucleotides. RefSeq names its product Importin subunit beta-3 (gene sal3). The coding region runs from base 44 to 2800 and encodes 918 amino acids. Gene Ontology annotation, molecular function: nuclear import signal receptor activity. Lineage: Eukaryota; Fungi; Basidiomycota; Tremellomycetes; Trichosporonales; Trichosporonaceae. Gene Ontology annotation, biological process: protein import into nucleus. The transcript has 9 exons. Gene Ontology annotation, cellular component: cytoplasm; nucleus. The record is from RefSeq and is a predicted model, not a curated record.